Molecule: messenger RNA, 1006 nt
Organism: Caenorhabditis angaria
Lineage: Eukaryota; Metazoa; Nematoda; Chromadorea; Rhabditida; Rhabditidae
Source: the annotation of a GenBank genome assembly
AUGAGAUUGCAUAUCAAUAACGGUGUUCAAAUAACGUGGACAAUUGAAAAUGCGUCGAAAUUGUCAACGGAUGCCGCAAAACCGUACACUUGGAAAACUGCUGAUAACUUGGAAUGGUAGGUUUAUACUUAUUUAAUAUAUUUAUCCCAAAUAAUCGAUAAUUUUUAGGAGUUUGGAAUUUUAUGUUUCACAGAUGAUGUUUAUAAGAUUAAAAUGCUUGAAAAAAGACGCGAGUUCUGCUUGGAUAUGCGACAUUUAUACAAAACUCAGAUUGUUGAAGCAAAAUCGAAGCACCCAGCAUUUUUCGAGUGAUAUGAAAUUUUGCGCAAGUUUUCAAAAAGGCGAAUAUUUUCUAGGCUACGGAUUGUGGGAAACAUUUGAAAAUGAUGGAUUUAUUCGAGGAGAUGAUUGUAUUGUUAUUGAACUUGAAAUGAAUUAUAAAUUAUACGAUUUUAGUCAGCCGAUUGAAGGAUUAACCGAUUAUUCGUGUCAAGUUGGAGAAAAAAGCGACGUAUUUUGGUUGAGUCGCGGAUUUCUCGCAGCUAAUUCAAAAAGGUUCUUUGAACAUUUUUAUGGUUCUCAAGAACAACAACAAAACUUGGAGCUAGACAAAAUCCAACCUUUUGAGUUCUGUCAUUUUUUAUCGUGUUUUCAUCCGACUUCGAAAUUUAUUGAAGAUUUGGGACAAGUCAAUUCAUUGAUUGUUUUGGCGAAUCAAUUUGAAGCCAAUUGUGUUCAUGAAAUUUGCGAAGAAUUUUUGAUUGAACAUUUUGAUAGAGAAACAGCUUUGAAAUAUGCUGAUCGAUUUGGAUAUCGAAAAUUGAUGGUAUGAUUUUUUUUCUGGAAAUGGGAUCAAAAUUCGAUUUUUCAGGACAAAUAUCUGGAGUCUUUGAAAACUGAGGGACAAAUUAAACAACUCCAAAACACUCAACAAUUCUGGAAUCUCACGUUGGAAUCGAAAAAUCGAAUUUUGUUGCAUUUCUCAAAAAUUUGUUCCCAAUCUUAA